AUGCGGCCACCAUUACGGCAGGUCUCAAUAGCCCUCCGAGCGGCCCAAACAUCACAAUGCCACCAACAACCACCAACACGACACUUCACCACCACACCCCCCACCCUCCAUAACCCCUCCACCUCCUCCUCCGUCAACGAAACCGAAAUCUCCCAUUUCUCCGCCCUCGCCUCCUCCUGGUGGGAUCCCCACGGUCCCUCACGGCCCCUCCACCUCAUGAACCCGCUCCGACACGACUUCAUCCGCUCGUGUCUCGACUCCACACCUUCCCCAACUUCUGCAGACGAAACCGGCCUCCGCUACCUCGACGUCGGCUGCGGCGGCGGCAUCUUCGCCGAGUCGGCCGCCCGUCUACCCACCACCCACUCCGUAACAGCCAUCGAUCCGUCCCCGACCAUCCUCGCCGUUGCGCGCGCCCACGCCAAGCGCGAUCCCGCCCUCUCCUCUAUGCCAAAACUGCAAUACCUCCCCACCCCCAUCGAAUCCCUCCCCCUCCCCGCCUCCCCCUCCCACCGCUUCGACAUCGUCACCCUCUUCGAAGUCAUCGAGCACGUCGACUACCCCGCCGCCUUUCUCGAGCGAGUGGGGCAGUUCGUGAAACCGGGCGGGUGGCUGGUGCUGAGUACCAUGGCGCGGACCCCGAUGAGUUGGUUCACGACGAUUUUUGUGGCGGAGAAUGUGUUGGGGAUGGUGCCGAGGGGGACGCAUGAUUGGAGCAAGUAUGUUAAUGAGGGGGAGAUGAGGGAGUUUUUUGCUGGAGGGGGGGUUGAGACGGGGUCGUCAUCGUCUACGGAAGGGGGGUUUGGGGUGUGGGGGGCACCGAGAGUGAUGGGCGUGGUGUUUGUGCCUGGGCUGGGGUGGAAAGAGGUGAAGGGGAGUGAGAAGGUGGGGAAUUACUUUUUGGGGGUGCAAAAGGUUGGGUGA
This is a messenger RNA of Dichotomopilus funicola, 924 nucleotides long. RefSeq names its product S-adenosyl-L-methionine-dependent methyltransferase. Gene Ontology annotation, biological process: ubiquinone biosynthetic process. The coding region runs from base 1 to 924 and encodes 307 amino acids. The transcript is spliced from 3 exons. Gene Ontology annotation, cellular component: mitochondrion. The record is from RefSeq and is a predicted model, not a curated record. Gene Ontology annotation, molecular function: 2-methoxy-6-polyprenyl-1,4-benzoquinol methyltransferase activity. Lineage: Eukaryota; Fungi; Ascomycota; Sordariomycetes; Sordariales; Chaetomiaceae.